UCGCCUGUCUACUUCGUUGAUCCUGAAGGAAGUUUUGUGCUCCCACCAUCACUGAAGCCUGCGUUUACCAAAAGACCGAACCAAUUUAUCAAUUCAAAGGUAAAUAUUCUUCACGCGCAGAAAGACGUUUACACAGGAAUUCAGGUACCGGUUGUAUUUGACUCGAACUCUGUGAACGUGGUUGAUUUAUUCUACAACAAUCAACAUCUCUUCCGAAAUGAGCCUACACGUUUUCAGGGUUGUUGGAGAAAAAUAACUGUUGAUGAUGUUGUCCCUUUUGAUGGAGACAAAAAGAUGCUGCUGCCUCAAAGUCGUCUACCACACGAACUGUGGCCAAUGCUGCUCACCAAAGCCCUACUCAAAAUCGCAUCGCUAAGCUUUUGUACCGGUGAUUCUUUUCGAAAAGAAUUCGGAGAUUUUAGUGCGGUUCAUGCCCUGACCGGUUGGCUAAGACAAACCAUUUACAUCCGAAAACAAGAUUCAGAUUCUUCCUGGAACAGUCUAAAAUCGUAUCUUAUUGAAUGGAAACGGCCAGAAGAUAGAACUGUGACGGAUGUACGCAGAGAUGAAGAUAUGGUUGAGGAGAACUCAAAAAAGGAUCUGGAAAAAGGUGUUAAGCCUGCGGCUCAAGUGAAGGAGAAAAGACUUGUGGAAAAGAAGCAUGAGUCGGGAAGGGAGCUACAGGGCAGUGCCAGGACAACACCCACAGAAAAUGAGGCAUAUAUCCGACCGGAGCGGGUAAUUUUCGCUUCCCUGAAGAGUCCAGUGCUCGAAACUCGGCCCCAGUCCCUUAAUUAUUGUGAGGAAUCCCUUGGGCAGCUGGGAGUUGCGUAUACGGAUUCGUAUCCCGUUUGUCUCACCGCAGUGCGAACCAUCCCACUGAAGCUACCCCCUGAACCAAAACCAGUUCCGGCUUGGAAGUUGAUCAGACCCAGACCAGCGGACUUCCCACUGUCUGAGGAACAAAAGCCAAGUGAUGACGUAGAAGAAAAGGAGCCAAUUCGAUCGGUCCUUGCUUCUUCAGCAUUCGUGGGUUCCACCAUAUUCCGGCAGUCCCCUGAGUCU
Messenger RNA from Opisthorchis viverrini, 1065 nucleotides. RefSeq lists its product as hypothetical. The annotation marks the transcript as partial. NCBI's taxonomy places the organism in Eukaryota, Metazoa, Platyhelminthes, Trematoda, Opisthorchiida, Opisthorchiidae. Gene Ontology annotation, molecular function: calcium-dependent cysteine-type endopeptidase activity. The transcript is spliced from 7 exons. Gene Ontology annotation, biological process: proteolysis. The record is from RefSeq and is a predicted model, not a curated record.